AAAAAAAAAAAAAGAAAGAAAAAAAAACAGCAAAGCGACCAUGGUGGUACCCCAUGCUACCAUCUGCUCUUCUAACGUCAUAACCCCACUUUCAUUUUCUGCUCUUGCCUUAUUAUAAUACCCUCUCUCUCUCUCUCUCUCUCUCUCCAAUCAGGAGGAGGACCCAUCUGGGAAGAUUCACUAGGGUUUUUGUCCUUGCAUGAAUUGAGCUAUCACUUUAGGGUUUUUCGAUUAAAGUUAUCCAUAUAUAUAGCAAUGGAUAAAGAAGACAACUACUCGGCAACCUUUACUGGUCUAGACUACUCUCUAGACCACCACCGUCACCAUCCACAGCAAGAUCACGAACUCAUUAAGUCUCGAAUUGGAGAAGCUUCUGGUGAUAACAGCAAUGGCGUGAUCGACUAUAUGCUCAACAAUCCUCAUCAGCAACAACUGUCAUCUGGGUUUUGCACUUCAACUUCUCUUGAUAAAUUGAGCUUUGCAGAUGUUAUGCAAUUUGCAGAUUUUGGGCCUAAGUUGGCCUUAAAUCAAACUAAGAUAUCUGAGGAAGAAACUGGUAUUGAUCCAAUUUACUUCCUGAAGUUUCCUGUAUUGAACGAUAAGAGGGAGGAACAGUCUCUAAUGGUUCCCCAUCUAGGUGGAGAAAAUGAAGAGAGAUUUAAAGGAUUGAGUAGUGUGGAAAAUAGGGCAGGAAUGAUGGGAGAAGAUAUUAGAGAGGAAGAAGAAGCUAGGGUUUCAGAUAAUACGUCGGUGCAACUCCAGUUUCUCGGAGAUCAAGAUCUUCAAAACAAGAACCCUAUACCGGAGGUGAAGAACAAGAGGAAAAGGCCAAGAACUAUCAAGACAACCGAGGAGGUGGAAAGCCAAAGAAUGACUCAUAUUGCAGUGGAAAGAAAUCGAAGGAAACAAAUGAAUGAGCAUCUUCGAGUUUUGAGGUCUCUCAUGCCAGGAUCUUAUGUACAAAGGGGAGACCAAGCUUCAAUUAUUGGUGGAGCCAUUGAAUUUGUGAGAGAAUUGGAGCAACUCCUUCAAUGCCUAGAAUCUCAAAAGAGGCGAAGACUCUAUGGAGAAGCUCCAAGACAGAUGGGAGAUUCUUCUCUCGCAAUCCAGCAACCUCAACCACCAUUCUUUCCUACUCUGCCUCUUCCAAAUGAUCAAAUGAAACUCAUGGACUUUGAAACCGGACUCCGAGAGGAAACUGCUGAGAACAAGUCCUGCUUGGCUGAUGUUGAGGUGAAGCUUUUAGGGUUUGAUGCCAUGAUCAAGAUCCUAUCUAGGAGAAGACCAGGCCAGCUCAUUAAAACUAUUGCGGCUCUAGAAGAUUUGCAGCUUAAUAUCCUCCACACCAACAUUACCACCAUUGAGCAAACUGUUCUCUAUUCAUUCAAUGUCAAGAUUGAAAGUGAAUCUAGGUUCACAGCAGAAGAUAUAGCAAGUUCGGUUCAACAGAUAUUCAGUUUUAUUCAUUCAAACAGCAGCAUGUGAUGUAAUCUAAGAUGGAGGAAAAAACUGAGCUCUGUUAUGCAUUUCCAUAUAUAGAGAGAUUCCUAUAUGGAUCCUUUCUGUACUUCUUUUUUUCCUCUCAUGGGAUCGAUUCCCUUUUUUGUUGUAGGAAAAAAAAUUUGAUUAGCAAAAUUAAGUAGUGGUGAUUCUGAAGAGCCCAUAAGCUAGCUCUCUUGUUCUUGAAUUUACUGUAAAUUUUUUUCCCCUUAUAGCUAAUUAUUGUGGCAACAUAUUUUGUUAUAUAUCCUCGUGAAGUAUCAUUUGC
Molecule: messenger RNA, 1768 nt
Organism: Hevea brasiliensis (rubber tree)
Lineage: Eukaryota; Viridiplantae; Streptophyta; Magnoliopsida; Malpighiales; Euphorbiaceae
Product: transcription factor FAMA
Exons: 5
Coding region: 256-1485 (409 amino acids)
Biological process (GO): stomatal complex development; guard cell differentiation; positive regulation of DNA-templated transcription
Cellular component (GO): nucleus
Molecular function (GO): DNA-binding transcription factor activity; protein dimerization activity
Source: RefSeq, a predicted model, not a curated record